Momordica charantia (bitter melon) is the source of this 2403-nucleotide messenger RNA. RefSeq names its product monogalactosyl diacylglycerol synthase 1 (gene MGD1). The record is from RefSeq and is a predicted model, not a curated record. Gene Ontology annotation, biological process: glycolipid biosynthetic process. Lineage: Eukaryota; Viridiplantae; Streptophyta; Magnoliopsida; Cucurbitales; Cucurbitaceae. Gene Ontology annotation, molecular function: hexosyltransferase activity.
UCAACAACACCCCAAAAAAUCUAUUGCCAUUUUUUUGAAGAGAGUUGCGAUGGACGGUGGACCAGGAGACGACUAGUGUAAACCCAUUGAGUUCGGGUCUUAUCGGAGAGCGAUUAGGUAUCGAUUUCCAUUUUCAAUGGAAUGUACUCUUGAAAUUGUGAGCUGCGAGCUGCGAAAACUAGGCUCCACUUUGACGCCCAGCGUGGAAAAGGCAUAAACUCGGUGCAAUGGAGGAAUAAAAGGACACAUCCACAAUCGCCAUAUUUUGCUACAUCCUCUCCUUGUGGCUGUGGAGCAGUCCCAGAAGGUCCCUCUCAGAGAACUUCAAUGUCCGUUUGAUUUUUACGUUCUAAUUCUGAACCAUAAUCUCCCCCACCAUCUCUCUCCCGCAUUCUUUUUUUCCUUUUUCUCGUUUUACUUGCGUGGGAGUUCUAUUUUGGGUUUUACAGGACACCCAUUUCAUUUGAUCUUCCAUGUAUCUUACUUAGCUGCAAAACCAUGCGUAAUCCAUCGGCAAUAGUCCAGGAAAAUGGUUCGGUAUUCGAUUUCGUUUCUCAAUUGGGUUAUUUCGCGUUCAGUUCAAGGUUUUUGAACUUGAAUUCAGAUGGGUGUUCUGGCUCGUCCUCACACUCUUCCUACUUGAACCGGUUUGAGGGUUAUCGUUGUGCCAAAAGGCCGCCCAAGUCCGGUGUCUCGUUGAACUUGGGUUCAAGAGGCAGCUCAAGCUUUAGGAGAUUUCUGAACGAGUUCAAUGGUGUAAUAAAGUUCCAUUGUGACAGACCCCCACUUGGGUUCGCUUCAGUAGGUGGCGUUUCAGAUGAAGCCAAUGGGAUUAAAGACGACGGCUUCGGUUUAUCGCAUGAUGGCGCAGAGCCAUUGAAUGGAGUCGGGACUGAGAAACCCAAACGAGUUCUUAUUUUGAUGAGCGAUACUGGUGGGGGUCACCGGGCCUCUGCUGAAGCCAUCAAAGCAGCGUUUAAUGAAGAGUUUGGGAACGAAUAUCAGGUGUUUAUAACUGAUUUGUGGACGGAUCACACUCCUUGGCCGUUCAAUCAAUUGCCAAGGAGCUAUAACUUCUUGGUGAAACAUGGUACAUUGUGGAAAAUGACAUACUACGUGACUGCUCCAAAAGUGAUUCACCAGUCAAAUUUUGCUGCUACUUCAACAUUCAUAGCUCGAGAGGUGGCGAAAGGACUGAUGAAAUAUCGGCCAGAUAUUAUUAUCAGUGUACAUCCUCUGAUGCAGCAUGUUCCCCUUCGUAUUUUGAGAUCGAAGGGCCUCUUGAAUAAGAUUGUUUUCACCACAGUAAUCACGGAUUUGAGUACCUGCCAUCCUACGUGGUUAGUCUUUCUUUUUGUUAUUUUUUAUCAAUCCCUUAUUAUACGUGUAGUUUUUAUUAUCUAUUCACUUUUGCUCAGGUUUCACAAGCUUGUAACAAGAUGCUACUGCCCGUCUACGGAAGUAGCAAAGAGGGCUUUGAAAGCUGGACUCCAGCCUUCCAAACUAAAGGUUUAUGGCCUUCCCGUGCGGCCUUCUUUUGUUAAGCCUGUUCGUCCGAAGAUUGAGUUAAGGAAAGAGUUAGGCAUGGAUGAGAAUCUUCCUGCCGUGUUGCUCAUGGGAGGAGGGGAAGGGAUGGGUCCUAUUGAGGCUACUGCAAAGGCACUAAGCAAAGCGUUGUUCGAUGAAAAUCACGGAGAGCCAAGAGGCCAAGUUCUUGUGAUUUGCGGCCGCAACAAAAAACUAGCUGGCAGGUUGCUUUCACUUGAUUGGAAGGUUCCUGUCCAGGUGAAGGGGUUUGUCACAAAAAUGGAGGAAUGCAUGGGAGCUUGUGAUUGCAUUAUAACAAAGGCGGGCCCUGGGACGAUUGCCGAAGCCAUGAUAAGAGGUCUUCCUAUAAUUCUAAAUGACUACAUUGCUGGACAGGAAGUGGGGAAUGUGCCAUAUGUCGUCGAAAACGGAUGCGGGAAGUUUUCGAAAUCUCCAAAAGAGAUAGCCAGUAUUGUAUCGAAAUGGUUCGGGCCGAAAGCAGACGAGCUGAUGGCCAUGUCUCAGAAUGCCUUGAGGCUUGCCAGACCUGAUGCUGUAUUCAAGAUUGUUCAUGAUCUCCAUGAACUUGUUAAACAAAGAAGUUUUGUACCACAAUAUUCCUCUUCCUCCUGCUGAUGCAACCCUGAAGUUUUUGGUAGGAGCCUUCUUCUAGCACUGUACUAUCAGGAAUUCUACUGCCUCCUGAAUGAAUCCAAUCCAUAUUUAAGUGUUCAUUUUGCUGCUUUUUCUUAAUUUUAUGAGGGGAAUAUGUAGAUCGAGUGAGGUUCACAGUUCAAACCAAUUUUUCAGAUUUAAUAUUGAAAUUGAAGUUUAUGUCAGUCUAUUCCUUCCAAUAAAUGCCUUGUGCAGAUGUAA